CGACGCGGAUUUCAAUGUCCGGCUGUAACUAACUUAAAUGCGGUCAUUAACACAGUCGCAUUCACUUCCUAGCACUAAAAAAUUGAGUCAAUUCAAUGGCUAGCCUGAAUCCUCCUUCCCGCUCAUUAACUGGCAAAGUAGCCAUUGUCACAGGUGCCGGCUGUGCAAGUGACGGUAUCGGCAAUGGGCGCGCUAUAUCCAUUUUACUUGCACACGAUGGUUGCGACGUGAUAUGUGUCGACCAGAAUAAAGAAUGGGCCCAGAACACGGUCAACAUGAUCAACAAUACUUCCGAAAACAAAACUGGAAAGGCUAUUGUUGGACAAGCAGAUGUCACCUCGGCUUCAGACUGCGAAUCAGUUGUGAAACUGGCGUUAGAAAAAUUUGGCCGUCUCGAUAUCCUUGUUAAUAAUGUCGGUGUUGCUGGUGCACUAGGCACAGCGGUUGAAGUUGAUAUGGAAAAGUGGGCGAAAGGGUUGGAGAUUAAUGUUUCGAGUAUGGUCUUGAUGGUCAAAUAUGCCGUUCCGGCUAUGAUGCAAAACAUUGGCGAGGAGGUGAGAGGAUCAAUUGUGAACAUGGGUAGUGUCGCAGGACUGAAAGGUGGCACACCGCAUUUACUCUACCCGACAAGUAAAGGGGCAAUUGUCAAUAUGACUAGGGCUAUGGCGGCUCAUCAUUCUGAGAAUGGUAUUAGAGUAAACUGUGUUUGCCCAGGGAUGCUAUACACACCAAUGAUGUAUGCAGAUGGCAUGACGGAAGAAGCCAGAGAGGCAAGGAAAAAGAGAAGUCUUCUGGGUACAGAAGGCACAGGAUGGGAUGCCGCUUGCGCAGUUGUUUUCCUUGCCGGCCCGCAUGCUAGAUGGAUCACUGGUGCUAUUUUACCUGUUGACGCUGGUGCUACUGCUGCGGUUGGAAUAGGUUUACCAAAAAGUGCAAGUGUCAACGGGGGAGAAAAGAACAAAUAGGGCUAUUUGACCAAAUCCAUUCUGUUAAACUACUGAUGCAACAAGGCAACUCGAGCCUUGAUCUUCCCAUCACAUAGAAGCUUGAGGAUCAUCGGAAACUCUUCAAGUACUGCAUUGUCGACUUGCGGCCUAAUAGCUUGUUUGGAGAUCAAAUCUAG
This is a messenger RNA of Talaromyces proteolyticus, 1123 nucleotides long. Its product is annotated as 2-(S)-hydroxypropyl-CoM dehydrogenase. The transcript has 2 exons. Gene Ontology annotation, molecular function: oxidoreductase activity, acting on the CH-OH group of donors, NAD or NADP as acceptor. The coding region runs from base 96 to 965 and encodes 289 amino acids. NCBI's taxonomy places the organism in Eukaryota, Fungi, Ascomycota, Eurotiomycetes, Eurotiales, Trichocomaceae. The record is from RefSeq and is a predicted model, not a curated record.